Molecule: messenger RNA, 412 nt
Organism: Eruca vesicaria subsp. sativa (arugula)
Lineage: Eukaryota; Viridiplantae; Streptophyta; Magnoliopsida; Brassicales; Brassicaceae
Source: the annotation of a GenBank genome assembly
GAAGGCAUGUGAGAGGUCAACGUGUCAUGUUACUGUUGCUAGAAGGUGUGAAAGUUAUAUGUAGCCAUACCUCUCGCCGAACUCCACGGCGGAGAUUGUCCCGGCCCACAUUCCUAUUCCGACAACAAAAUGGUUUUUGAGCAGUAUUGUAUUGAUAAUGCGUUGUGCUCGGGCUACGUGUAGCUUCUGUGUUAAGCCAUUUAACUUCCUGACAAGUACCAUGAAGUUUAGUCAAAUCUUGAAGAUGAGUACCGCCACUUUCGUAGAAAUCCUUUUGGCUAUCCUCUUGCCUCCUCUCGGUGUCUUUCUCAAAUUUGGUUGCAAGGUUGAGUUUUGGAUAUGUUUGAUCUUGACGCUGUUUGGUUAUCUUCCCGGGAUCCUUUACGCUCUUUAUAUCAUCACCAAGGACUGA